CCCAGAGGCCCCUGCCUGGACUUCUCCGCCAGUACCUGGUCCCUGCAGUGCCGACACCAGACAUGGACAUCGCCAUCCAGCACCCCUGGUUCAAACGCGCCCUGGGCCCCUUCUACCCCAGCCGGCUGUUCGACCAGUUUUUUGGCGAGGGCCUCUUUGAGUAUGACCUGCUGCCCUUCCUGUCUUCCACCAUUAGCCCCUACUACCGCCAGUCUCUGUUCCGCACUGUGCUGGAUUCUGGCAUCUCAGAGGUCCGAUCUGACCGGGACAAGUUUGUCAUCUACCUGGACGUGAAGCACUUCUCUCCCGAGGACCUCACGGUGAAGGUGCUGGAGGACUCCGUGGAGAUCCACGGCAAACACAGCGAGAGGCAGGACGACCACGGCUACAUUUCCCGGGAGUUCCGUCGCCGCUACCGCCUGCCCUCCAACGUGGACCAGUCGGCUCUCUCCUGCUCCCUGUCUGCGGAUGGCAUGCUGACCUUCGCUGGCCCUAAGGUCCCGUCCGGCGUGGACUCCAGCCACAGCGAGCGGGCCAUCCCAGUGUCCCGGGAGGAGAAGCCUAGCUCGGCACCCUCGUCCUAAGCUCGGCCUCGGCCUCGGCUGCCACUAGCUCUCCCCCGUCCCCACUGUGACCCCUCAGUCCUGGGGGGCCCGAGGAAGUGGGGCAUCUGCAUCCUUUCCUUUCCUCAUUUUCACUUCCUUUCCUCACCUCCCAGGGAAUGAGGGUUUGAGAGGGCAGCCAGAGAGCGUGGGGCCGGGCCUCAGGUGCUGUGGCCUCCGGGUGACCCAGAUCCCAGCACCGGCCAGCUGGUGGGAGUGAUCGCUGCCCCAGCUUCUGGAGACAGCUGCCCCGGAGAUGCAGGCAGUCUUGUGACUGAGGCCAGAAGAACGUCUCCUGCCAAGCUAUCUGAUGACCUCUGUGUCUCCCGGGCCAGCCAGGGACACCUUGACCCUUGGUGGCCAGCGCCUCCAUCUGGGCAGAGCUGCGUGGCCCUUUCCCGGGUGCCCUGAGGUCCGUCUGGGGGCCUCUGCUCCAGGACCCUCAGCGGCCUGCUUCUCCCAGACCACCCUCCCUCCGGCACCCCCUGCAUAGUGUGGCUCCCGGGCACCUGGGCGCCUGUGAGAGUGCAGCCUGCGGCCGUCAAUAAAGAAGGCGACACAAGCA
This is a messenger RNA of Manis pentadactyla (Chinese pangolin), 1167 nucleotides long. It is a transcript of the gene CRYAA, whose product is annotated as crystallin alpha A. The coding region runs from base 63 to 584 and encodes 173 amino acids. The transcript has 3 exons. Gene Ontology annotation, molecular function: protein folding chaperone; structural constituent of eye lens. The record is from RefSeq and is a predicted model, not a curated record. NCBI's taxonomy places the organism in Eukaryota, Metazoa, Chordata, Mammalia, Pholidota, Manidae. Gene Ontology annotation, biological process: lens development in camera-type eye; protein refolding; response to heat.